Venturia canescens is the source of this 8934-nucleotide messenger RNA. It is a transcript of the gene zip, whose product is annotated as myosin heavy chain 10. The record is from RefSeq and is a predicted model, not a curated record. Lineage: Eukaryota; Metazoa; Arthropoda; Insecta; Hymenoptera; Ichneumonidae. Gene Ontology annotation, cellular component: cytoplasm; myosin II complex; myosin filament. Bases 869 to 6784 code for a protein of 1971 amino acids. The transcript is spliced from 9 exons. Gene Ontology annotation, molecular function: microfilament motor activity; ATP binding; actin filament binding.
GUUCCAAGCCAUGGGGUAGAGUUGGCCAGCCGGGAGCCUGCUUUCAGAAGGUAGUGUGGCCAGCGCGCGGUGUGUCGACUCUGUCGUGCAGAGAGUCGAGCUAGAGAGAGAAAAAGAGAAAGAGAGCGAGCGAAUAAAAAGAGGAGAAAGUAAGAAAAAAAGAAAAAUUUACCGAAACGUUAGAUACGAAACUAAAGAAGAACUGGUCCAUAAAUGUUUGAGUGAUAAACGAAAAAAGAACGAUUUUUUAUCGCAUUAUUCCCUAUUCGUCCUCAGUUUUUGCAUACACAUGUAAAAUUUGCGGUGGCUAAAUACUCGAAGAAAGAAGUUGCUCGUUCGCGUUCGGUUUUGCCGCCUAGUGUGUGUCAUACGUGUUUUCCAAUCGUGUGCGAGGCUCUCAACGAGAGUAUAGAUGAAAUAGAAAUUUCAAAGAAAAGGAAAACAAAUACGUGUUUCGUGGGAAGCCGUGCAUAAGACGUUUUGUGUGCGUGUGUUGUGUAUGUGUGCGGGCAAGUGUGUAUAUAUGCUGCGGCGUACGGGGCGUUGAGAGUGAGAGCGCGGCGUUCGCCGAGAGAAAAAGACGAUUCGGACGGCGUAACGUGCGAGAGGGAGAGAAACGAAGAUAGAUAGAGGGAGAGUGAGCGAAGCCAAGCAUCGUGCAAACUACCACAGCGGCCUUACCGAAAGAACGCUUAUUGUUUUUUUUUUUUCAUAUUUUUUUCUCAAAUUCAAACCCAAACAAAAAGAUAAAGACAGACGUUCCGACGAACGGAGGAAAAAAAGAGACACGAGAGCCAAGAAAGAGACAGAGCAAACGGUUAAAGGCGGCGCACUUCGGAAGCAUUGUGGUGCGCGCGUGUAAAGAAAGAUGGCGGACGCUGAUUCGAGGGUAGACCGGUCAGAUCCGGAAUUGCGUUACCUUUCCGUAGAUCGUAAUAAUUUCAACGAUCCGGCGACACAAGCGGAAUGGACUCAAAAAAAAUUGGUAUGGGUACCCCACGAGACUCAGGGCUUCGUCGCCGCUGGGAUAAAGGGCGAUCGGGGCGAUGAGGUCGAGGUCGAAAUUGCCGAAACCGGCAAGCGCGUACUCGUUACAAGGGACGACAUACAGAAAAUGAAUCCACCCAAAUUCGACAAGGUCGAGGACAUGGCCGAACUCACGUGCUUGAACGAGGCUUCUGUACUUCAUAAUCUCAAGGAUCGUUAUUAUUCCGGACUUAUUUACACUUACUCGGGCCUCUUCUGCGUCGUUGUUAAUCCUUACAAAAGACUGCCAAUAUACACAGAAAAAAUCAUGGAAAGGUACAAGGGCAUCAAAAGGCACGAAGUUCCACCUCACGUUUUCGCCAUUACCGACACUGCCUAUCGCUCGAUGCUUCAAGAUCGCGAGGAUCAAUCGAUUCUUUGUACCGGAGAGUCUGGCGCCGGUAAAACGGAGAAUACGAAGAAAGUCAUACAGUAUUUGGCCUACGUGGCAGCAUCGAAGCCGAAAUCAAACGCUACUCCGAGUCCAGCUUUGAUUAUUGGUGAACUCGAGCAACAACUUUUGCAGGCAAAUCCCAUACUCGAGGCGUUUGGUAACGCAAAAACAGUGAAAAAUGACAAUUCAUCCCGUUUCGGAAAAUUCAUCAGGAUUAAUUUCGACGCUUCGGGCUACAUCGCGGGUGCAAAUAUCGAAACUUACCUCCUCGAAAAAUCAAGAGCCAUUCGUCAGGCUAAGGAUGAGAGAACUUUCCACAUAUUUUAUCAGUUGUUGGCCGGUGCAUCCGCCGAGCAGAAAAAGGAAUUCAUUCUGGAAGAUCCAAAAAAUUAUCCAUUUUUAUCAAACGGAGCGUUGCCGGUGCCAGGAGUGGACGAUAACGCGGAAUUUGCAUCGACCGUCAAAUCGAUGAACAUAAUGGGAAUGACGAACGAAGAUUUUGCCUCGAUAUUCCGAAUCGUAUCGGCCGUGAUGUUGUUCGGUUCGAUGCAAUUCCGUCAAGAGAGAAAUUCCGAUCAGGCGACAUUACCAGACAACACAGUGGCGCAAAAGAUAUCUCAUCUUUUGGGUUUGAGCGUGACAGAAAUGACGAAAGCCUUUCUUAAGCCCCGUAUCAAAGUGGGUCGUGAUUUCGUAACGAAAGCACAGACAAAAGAGCAAGUUGAAUUCGCGGUCGAAGCGAUAUCGAAAGCUUGCUACGAGCGCAUGUUCCGUUGGCUCGUUAAUCGCAUAAACCGUUCUCUCGAUCGCACGAAAAGACAGGGAGCAAGUUUUAUCGGAAUUCUCGAUAUGGCUGGGUUUGAAAUAUUUGAACUCAACUCGUUCGAGCAACUCUGCAUCAAUUACACGAACGAAAAACUGCAACAAUUGUUCAAUCACACGAUGUUCAUCCUGGAGCAAGAGGAAUACCAGCGGGAGGGCAUAGAAUGGAAAUUUAUCGACUUCGGUUUGGAUCUGCAGCCGACGAUUGAUCUUAUCGACAAACCGAUGGGUAUAAUGGCGCUGCUCGACGAAGAAUGUUGGUUCCCGAAAGCAAACGACAAAACAUUCGUCGAAAAACUGGUCGGUGCUCACAGCGUUCAUCCGAAAUUCAUGAAGACAGAUUUUCGCGGUGUCGCUGAUUUUGCCAUCAUCCAUUACGCUGGAAAAGUCGAUUAUUCCGCGGCUAAAUGGCUCAUGAAGAACAUGGAUCCGUUGAACGAAAACGUCGUCAGUUUAUUGCAAGCUUCGCAGGAUCCCUUUAUCUGUCACAUUUGGAAAGACGCCGAAAUUGUUGGCAUGGCCCAACAGGCGCUCACCGACACUCAGUUCGGAGCCAGGACGAGAAAAGGAAUGUUCCGCACGGUAUCCCAGCUUUACAAGGAACAAUUAGCCAAAUUGAUGGUCACACUCCGCAAUACUAAUCCCAAUUUCGUGCGAUGCAUCAUACCGAAUCACGAGAAAAGAGCUGGAAAAAUCGACGCUCCUCUGGUACUCGAUCAAUUGAGAUGCAACGGUGUCCUCGAGGGAAUUCGUAUUUGUCGACAGGGUUUCCCGAAUCGUAUUCCCUUCCAAGAGUUCCGUCAACGCUACGAAUUGCUUACGCCCAAUGUCAUUCCUAAAGGUUUUAUGGACGGAAAGAAAGCUUGCGAAAAGAUGAUCCAAGCUCUCGAGCUCGAUCCGAAUCUUUAUCGGGUUGGUCAAUCAAAAAUAUUCUUCAGAGCUGGAGUUCUCGCCCAUUUGGAAGAGGAACGCGACUACAAGAUUACCGAUCUUAUCGUCAACUUCCAAGCUUUCUGUCGCGGCUAUCUGGCACGAAGAAAUUAUCAAAAACGCUUGCAACAGCUCAACGCCAUACGCAUUAUUCAGAGAAAUUGCGCUGCUUAUCUGAAACUUCGAAACUGGCAAUGGUGGCGCUUGUACACCAAAGUAAAACCGCUUUUGGAAGUUACGAAACAGGAAGAAAAGUUGACACAGAAGGAAGACGAGCUCAAGCAAGUCCGUGACAAACUGGAAAUGCAACUGCACUCGGCACAGGAAUACGAGAGAAAAUAUCAGCAAGCGAUUGAGGAAAAAACCAUGCUGGCUGAGCAGUUGCAAGCCGAAGUGGAGCUUUGCGCCGAAGCUGAAGAAAUGCGCGCUCGUUUGGCUGCCAGAAAGCAAGAGUUGGAAGAAAUCCUUCACGAUUUAGAGGCGAGAAUCGAGGAAGAAGAAGAGAGAAAUACCGCAUUGACACAAGAGAAGAAGAAGUUGCAGCUCAACAUAAGCGACCUCGAAGAACAGCUGGAAGAGGAAGAAGCGGCGCGCCAGAAGCUUCAUUUGGAAAAAGUUCAGUGCGAUGGUAAAAUCAAAAAGCUCGAGGAGGAUCUCGCUCUGUCGGAGGAUACCAAUCAAAAAUUACUCAAAGAAAAAAAGAUUUUGGAGGAAAGAGCAAACGACUUGUCGCAGACUCUCGCCGAGGAAGAAGAGAAAGCUAAACAUCUGGCGAAACUGAAAGCUAAGCACGAGGCUACGAUAGCUGAUCUUGAAGAGAGAUUACUCAAGGAUCAUCAACAGCGUCAGGAAGUUGACAGAUCGAAAAGAAAGGUAGAGACCGAAGUUUCCGAUUUGAAAGAACAGAUUCAGGAGCGCAAAGCUCAGGUCGAAGAAUUGCAGCUGCAAUUGGGUAAACGAGAGGAGGAAUUGAAUCAAGUGAUGUUGAAGAUUGAUGACGAAGCAGCGGCGAAAGCACAAGCCCAAAAAGCGCUUCGAGAACUCGAAUCCCAAUUGGCCGAGCUGCAGGAAGAUCUCGAGGCUGAAAAAGCCGCGAGAAGCAAAGCUGAAAAACACAAACGUGAUUUGAGCGAGGAACUCGAAGCCCUGAAGAACGAAUUGCUUGAUUCGCUUGACACGACCGCGGCUCAGCAAGAAUUGCGCAGCAAGAGAGAACAAGAAUUGGCCACGUUGAAGAAAAAUCUUGAAGAAGAAACUUCGGUGCACGAGGGAACGCUCGCCGACAUGCGUCACAAGCAUACCCAAGAACUUACCGCCCUCAACGAACAAUUGGAUGCACUGAAGAAAACUAAAGCGAGUUUGGAAAAAUCUAAAAGUACCCUCGAAGCCGAGGGCGCCGAUUUGGCGACCGAAUUACGCUCGGUCGUCGCGAGCAAACAAGAAUCUGAUCGUCGUCGUAAACAGGCGGAACAACAACUAGCUGAAGUCACUGCUAAACUGACCGAAGUAGAAAGUUCCAAGCAAGAGAUUUUCGAAAGAGUUUCGAAAUUACAACAAGAGUCCGAGAGCAUGUCCCAACAGUUGGAAACUGCGGAACUUCGUGCCGCAGCCGCUAUCAAAGCUUCCACCACUUUUGAAUCACAAUUCAAUGAAAUGCAACAACAACUCGAGGAGGAGACUAAGCAAAAACUUGCUCUGAGCUCCAAAUUACGCGCUAUCGAGAGCGAAAAAGAUGCUCUUCACGAUCAACUCGAAGAAGAGGAAGAAUCUAAACGCGCCUUGGAGAAACAAUUGCAAACCUUAGUCGUCCAGUUGGCCGAAGCUAAAAAACGCGGCGAUGACGAAGCCGAAGCCACUGCCGCACUCGAGGAAGCGAGAAAACGGAUCAUGAAGGAUAUGGAAGCUUUGAUGAGACAGGUAGAAGAACUCAAAGCUGCCAAUGACAAACUCGACAAAUCGAAAAAGAAAAUUCAGGCUGAACUCGAAGACAGUACGAUCGAGCUUGAGGUGCAACGUUCGAAAGUGAUCGAGCUCGAGAAGAAGCAGAAGAACUUUGACAAAGUAUUGGCAGAGGAGAAGGCGGUAUCAGAGAAAUUCGCUGAGCUUCGCGAUGCGGCGGAACGAGAAGCUCGCGAAAAGGAAACAAAAGUAUUGUCUUUGACGCGAGAAUUGGAUGAGUUGAACGACAAGGUUGAAGAGUUGGAACGCGGCAGGCGUGGAUUACAAGCGGAACUGGACGAGCUCGUGAACAAUCAAGGCACAGCUGACAAAAACGUUCACGAAUUGGAAAAAGCGAAACGAGUAUUGGAGCAACAAUUGGCCGAGCAGAGGUCACAAGUUGAAGAACUGGAGGAUGAGCUGCAGUGCACGGAAGACGCGAAAUUGCGACUGGAGGUUAACAUGCAAGCGUUGAAGGCCCAAUUCGAUCGCGAAUUGCAAGCUAAAGAGGAACAGGCCGAGGAGAAACGUCGUGGUCUCGUAAAACAAUUGAGAGAUUUGGAGGCCGAACUCGAGGACGAGAGGAAACAGAGAGCCGCAGCGAUAGCUGCACGUAAAAAGAUCGAAGCUGAUUACAAGGACAUGGAGCAACAACUGGAAAUGCACAAUAAAGUGAAGGAAGACGCUUUAAAACAACUGAAAAAAUUACAAUUGCAGAUAAAAGAUUGCACGAGAGAGACUGAGGAAGCGCGAACUGCUAGGGACGAAUUGGCUGCCGGAGCCAAAGAAGCUGAACGCAAGGUCAAAAGCCUCGAAGCAGAUCUUCUCCAAAUGACCGAAGAUUUGGCAAGUAGCGAGAGAGCGAAACGCGUCGCUGAGAAUGAGCGAGACGAGCUUCAAGAGGAAGUCAAUAAUAAUGCGAACAAAGGUACUCUAAUGCUCGAUGAAAAACGUCGGCUCGAAGCUAGAAUCGCUACUCUAGAAGAAGAACUCGAGGAGGAACAAUCGAACGGUGAAAUUCUCACCGAUCGUGCACGCAAGAGUCAAAUAACCGUUGAACAAUUGACCACGGAUUUAGCUAACGAAAGAUCCGCCACUCAAAAACUUGAGUCGCAGAGACUUUUGCUCGAACGACAAAACAAAGAGCUGAAAGCUAAACUCGCGGAACUUGAAACUAAUCAACGUGCUAAAACUAAAGCCACGAUACAAGCACUUGAAUCGAAGAUAUCAAAUCUCGACGAACAGCUCGAAACGGAAGCUAAAGAACGCCUUGCCCAACAAAAGAUUAAUCGCAAAUUGGACAAAAAACUUAAAGAACUUGGUUUGCAGCUCGAGGAUGAGAGAAGGAAUGCUGAACAAUUUAAAGAACAAGUGGAAAAAGCUAAUAUGAGAGUUAAGACCCUCAAGAGGCAACUUGACGAAACAGAGGAAGAACUCAGCACGCACAAAGUUCUCAAACGAAAAGCCAAGAGAGAAUACGAAGAAAUGGUCGAAUCGAAUGAGAAUUUGACUCGCGAAGUUGCCAAUCUCAAAACCAAGCUCAGACGCGGCGGAGCUCCGAUAAGUCUGAGCACGACGAGGCUUACGAAGAGAGGAUCAGUUCAAACCGGUGGUUCGGGUGACGAUUUGACAGUGCAAGACGACAGCAUGGACGGUGACGAGAGCGUGAACUGAAUAAAAGCGCCUAUUUUAUAUGCAACAUUAACUUUUAUAACGCAUAAUAGAAAAACGUCUAAUUAACGUGAUUUGAAAAACAAAAAAACAAUCGGUUAACGAAAGAUGCACGAGUCGUUGGCGAUGUUUCAUAUCCUCGCAAAACAAAACACAACACAAACGAAGUAUAAGACGAUCACCAGCGAAGUCGUACCGGAAUAAAAACGAUCGAUUGUGUUCGAGGGACAGACGAGAGCAAACGUUGUUAUUCUUAAAUUCGAUGAUAACGCGAAUCUUCCAAAAGUUGCGUGAUGGCGCAACGAAACAAGCAAAUAAAGCGAUUAUUUCUUUUUAUUUUUAUUAUUUUUUUUUUAAUUAUUAUUUUCAAGUGGAUAUAUAUGAAAUACAUAGAUAUAUAUUUAACCACUUCCCACAAGAUGCCAUCAAGAAGAAAGUGUUGAAAGAAUGUGUACAUAACUUUACAGCUUACUAACUAACCGCCGAGCGGUUCUAAUGCAAGAAAAAAAAAGAGAUGAGAAAAUGAGGAAAAAAAAACACAAAUAGAAAAAAAGAAAAGAGUUGCGUUUAAAUUUGUAAAUGCGAUUGAGGAAUUGUUGAACGCGGGGUUGGGUCGGAGACAGUAGAUGAAACAAAAAAAAGACAAACGAAAUGAGAUACAAAGAUGGAGGAAAACAUGGGCAAGUCGCUGCAUAAUUAAGAUUACACGAAUAACACACUUAGGUACAUCGUAAGGACAUUAACGUUUAUUAUAUUAUUUUAUUACUAUACUAUAUAUUGCGAAUCAAGCAUCAAUCCCGCUACACAUACUAUUACGAUAAUCGUUAAUUAUUUUAAUAAUUAACUCAUUAUUCACGAAAUGAGAGAAAAGUACGAAGACGAGAAUGAGAGCAAGGAAAACAAACAAACAAACGAAAAGCAACAACAAAUCUAACCGAUUGUUUAUCAAAUUUAUUUUCGUCAUUUUAACAAAACGUUUUUACAUUUCAAGAUUUAUGGUUUCUCCCAGUAUUCCUUUUUCUUCCCAAUACCAUAUAGGAAUUGUUCUUAUUUUAUGUUUUUUUCUUCUUUUUUUUUUAUGGCAAAAAUACCAUGGUUCUUCCAGAUGUUAGUGAAAAUGUUGGAAAAAAAGGAACGAAAAUCAAGAAAAAAUUGAUGGUCUUUUAUCCUGACGUACCCGCACAUGCAUUUAUAUACAUAUUUUUUGGCAUUAUAUAUAAUAUAUUAUAUAUUUAAUUGAACAUAGAAAUUAAGCUUUUCCCUCCUCAAAUUUAUACAUUGCAUUUGAGACAAAAAAGAAUUAAUAAUAAAAUUUAAAAAUCACUCCAAUAUUUUCAAUUAUUAUUAUUAUUAUUACUGAUUUCUCUCAUUGUACUUAAAGUAUUGCCAUUUUAUUUCUUUUUCAUACGUUAUUAUAUUUUCGUUUUUCUCGAUUUCGUUUGUGCCAGUUACUGGGAAUAGACAACUUACAAUCGUGGAUUCGGGGUGUCGAAUAACUUUUCUUUUUUUUUCCCCUCACAAACGUAAUCGAAUUGGGCCUUUUGUUUACGUUAAUGAACUGAGUGUGUCGUUAAAUAUUGUUGAUCAAUCAUGGAACGUACCGAAUGGGACACGAUGAGAAAUCAUUGAAUCGACUAACGCGAUUAUAAAAUGUAGAAAAAUCAAUGGAAAACAAAGAAAACAUACGAAAUUUUGUACGUGCAUUUUUGUAAACAUUUUAUGAAAACGAAAAAUGGAAAAAACGAAAAAAAAAAAAAGAAAAAACAAACGAAAUCUGUAUCCGCGUCGCAUUUUUACACGAAACAAUGCGAGAUUUGAUAUAUUUUUCAAGAACGAAAAACUUGGAGCGCAUGAGUAUACAAAUAUUGACGUAUAUAUAGAACAAUUAUAUAUUAUAUACUUGAUAGGCCUUUGCAACGAGAAAUACAUCAGAAAAAUGUGAAUUGAUCGAAAGAAACAUAAAAGUCGUAUAAUUUGUGAAUCACGAGAUAAUCGCAGGACAGAUUUUUUUCAUUAUCGCGAGAUUCUCGAUGAAUCGAGUGUGAAAAAGAUGCGGAAGGCUGAGGAAAGGGGAGAAAGCAAAGAAACGCGUGAAUUAUAUAUUCUCGAGAAGAUCAAAAAGAUAAUAAAACAUGAAAACGAAAUGACACUUA